This is a messenger RNA of Triticum aestivum (bread wheat), 1043 nucleotides long. RefSeq lists its product as uncharacterized. Bases 47 to 427 code for a protein of 126 amino acids. The record is from RefSeq and is a predicted model, not a curated record. NCBI's taxonomy places the organism in Eukaryota, Viridiplantae, Streptophyta, Magnoliopsida, Poales, Poaceae. The transcript has 3 exons.
UUCAGUUUUGCAUUUGGUUUCUCACACCUGUUCUUUCUUCUUGGUCAUGAGCAGGUGGAUCUGUCAGUCUGCAUGCUCGGCUCGUUGUGUUCUUGCCUGGCUGGUCGUCGACCCUGAGGUAUGCUCUCCUCUCCGCCUCGCUUCAGUAUCUUGUGCUCAUGCUGCCACUGAAGCUCUGAGCUUCCCUUUUCCCUGCAGUUCUGUUCUCAUAUUCCCCUUCUGCCGCUGUUUCCUCCCACUUAACCAUCCAGCGUCCCUGCACUUCCCGCAUCCGUUCGUCUGCUCGUGUGGUUCUAGUUCAUGCCUACUAUGGAUGUUUGCCCAUGGUGUUGAACCUGCUGCAGUUUGGGCGCCAGGACGUGCUGCUUGGUCAUGUUUUUGUGGAGAUUUGGGAUUAUACAUGUUGCUCAAGUAUGCCAUGAGAUGAUGACAGGUUUCAAGGAAGUCGCGGCUUCACAUCAUCAUCAUGAAACUAACGGGAAAACGUUGUUACAAUGGUUUACUCUGGUACAUGGGUGCAGCUACAUCACCGAGUUUCUGAGUCUGACUGGGGUACAUGACUGGAUCAAUCUGAACGAAGCUAGCCCAAGCAGGUCCAUGUACAGGAUUCUACGGCAAGCUAGACCUACAAAUUCGAUUAGGCUAAAUCAGUCUAAUCCUUGCCGGCAACCAACAGUUUGCUCUCGCCUGUGUGCCGUCUGGCAGGAGCUGGGGCUGGAGCUGCACCAGUCUCCUCGCCUUGGACGGCCCCUGAUGCCGUGCUCCUGCAGUGUGCCCACCGUGAGCAUCCAACGGCGCCGUGUCCAACUUUCUCCGGCUGCCGUCCGGGGAGCCUGCAGCUGGAGCGCGCGGAUAUCGGCCGGGGGUCGACUGCGUGGGACGGCACACGCUAGAGGGUGCUUGCACGACCGUGGCCGCCAUUUUUUCUGUUUCAACUAAGUUUCUCGAGUACAUAACUUGGUCAAAUCUAUUACGUAGUUACAAGUUUUUUGUCAUCAAACUUGGAAAAGUUGAAAAAUUUCUCAAUUAUGUAUAAUACAAUU